AUGACUCUCGGCGUCGCGGGCGCGCUCCGGUACCUGUCGACAAUGUGGGGCAUCGACCUGUCCAAGGGGCUGCUCCCGGGCCUGCACAAGACGCUGGUCCUGCCGGGGCUGGUCAGCCAUGGCAGCGAGGAGCUGCUCCGCGGCGAGGACGGGUUCUUGACGGAGGACGUCGUGGCCAUGGACUCCUUCAACAUCGUCACCUCAGCCGGCAGGGCCGCGCGGCGGCUAGGGCGGGGGCGGCAGAUCGAUGGCUCUGGAAGCGGCGGAGGCGGUGCUGCGGCGGCGGCCGCGCCGUUCCAGGCGGCGGGGGGUGGCGACGGGGAGGUCUCGGCAGGCGGGCGGGCGCAGGUGUUCCUCGCCGCGGAGAGGGGCCGGCCGGUGGACCCGGUGGUCUGGGGCGACGAGGAGCGGAUGAAGCGGGAGCUCGUGGCGUGGGCCAAGGCCGUGGCGUCCAUGGCGGCGGCCGGCAAGAUGAGCACCACGUCCUCCUCAACGCCGUCGUCGCCGUGGCCGUCCGCUAGACGCAGGGGAUAGUGUACGCGCAUCAGUUCCUUGAUGGAUCGGCUUGUAGAUCGAUCGAUCGAUCGAUGAGCUGAGCCUUCCCCUAAUCCGGUGCACGGUCAUCGGAAUCUUCACUUAAUUAACAGAUACAAGUGCCGAUUCUGGUGAGCUAGAGCGCUAGCAUGAAGGACACCAUCUGUCCACUGCCCACUGGCACAUCAUCUUCCUUCUACUCUUCUUCCCCUUCAAUUCAUUCGACAGGGUCUCCUGUCAUGGUUGUUGUACAUAUGCUGAUUUUCAGAGGAAAGGAGUUCUUGAGAUGUACCGUGUAUUGAGUUUGUACAGGAUGAUAGUGGGACAUGUACAAUGUAAUUUUUCUUCCAAGCAGUUGUAUACGGUUCACUGUUGGAACUGUUGAGAAAGAAACAUGCAUCCAAUCUAACCUUUUGCAAUC
Molecule: messenger RNA, 955 nt
Organism: Panicum virgatum (switchgrass)
Lineage: Eukaryota; Viridiplantae; Streptophyta; Magnoliopsida; Poales; Poaceae
Exons: 3
Coding region: 1-534 (177 amino acids)
Source: RefSeq, a predicted model, not a curated record